AUGGCAACCCUCCGCACCCCUCAUGCCAACCUCCCGCACCCCCCCCACGGCAACUCCACACCCCAUGGCAACCCAUCCCUCAUGGCAACCCUCCGCACCCCUUAUGUCAACCUCCCGCACCCCCCCACGGCAACUCCACACCACAUGGCAACCCAUCCCUCAUGGCAACCCUCCGCACCCCUCAUGUCAACCUCCCGCACCCCCCCCCCCCCACGGCAACUCCACACCCCAUGGCAACCCAUCCCUAAUGGCAACCCUCCGCACCCCUUAUGUCAACCUCCCGCACCCCACCACGGCAACUCCACACCCCUGGCAACCCACCCCCCAUGGCAACCCCACCCCCACCCACUCAAACGCAGGGCCUCCCCAGCUGCCUCUCAUUCAUGA
Penaeus chinensis is the source of this 387-nucleotide messenger RNA. Its product is annotated as extensin-like. The coding region runs from base 1 to 387 and encodes 128 amino acids. NCBI's taxonomy places the organism in Eukaryota, Metazoa, Arthropoda, Malacostraca, Decapoda, Penaeidae. The record is from RefSeq and is a predicted model, not a curated record. The transcript has a single exon.